Molecule: messenger RNA, 1293 nt
Organism: Helobdella robusta
Lineage: Eukaryota; Metazoa; Annelida; Clitellata; Rhynchobdellida; Glossiphoniidae
Exons: 4
Coding region: 1-1293 (430 amino acids)
Source: RefSeq, a predicted model, not a curated record
AUGGCCAUAAUAAGCCAGAAUAGAGAAGUCAUUGGAUAUAUUACUUUGGAUAUCAAAAAGUCUUUCAGUAGUUCAUUGAAACAGGACCUUGGCGACCAUCGACCUCCACAAAACCCGAUCUUUAACACUUUGAAAGAGUUAUUUGUUGUUGACCACGACCGCAAUCUUUCCAGUAAACACGAUGUCAAAACUCUGUGGUCUGGUAGUUCAGCUACGAGAAGAGCUACAGGAAUUAACAAAGAAGUACUAGUAGCACGUCUGAGAGAAGCUCUCAUUGACGAAGGUAAGAACACAGACGAAUUCAAGUUUGAUUGUGCUGACGAAGACAAUGAAAUUAGCAAAUUCACGUUUACAACCGAUAAAAUGAUGGAACUUCUGCUUAGUAUGUCAACUGAAAUGAAACAGAUCAAAGAACAGUCCGAACGACAGUCCGAACAACCGACAGAAGAGUUAAAACAGAUCAAGGACCAGCUAAAACACGUAAAAUUGGAAGUGGCAGAACAGAUUGAAGAACAGUCAACAAGAAUAGAAAUGAUCGAGCACAAACUUGAUCGUCAGACCGUUGAGGUAGAUCACAAGAUAGACAAAUUGAAGCGAGAAUUGGAGCAAUCCAAAAAUAUGGCCAUGCCGUUAGAUCACGCAUCCAGAAGAACUUUGAAGGUACCAGCAUUUGACGGAGAGAUGUCCUGGAACGUUUAUCAAACCCAGUUCGAAGCUGCGGCAACUAGUAACUGUUGGAACGGAAAAGAACGAGCAACAGCACUGAUAAUGGCCCUGCGAGGUUCAGCAGCAGAGGUUCUUCAGACGAUUCCGGCGGAGAACCACUUCAACUAUGAAGUUCUGGUUAGCGCGUUGGAUUUAUGUUAUGGUGAAGAACACGUGAAACAGAUUUAUCGGUUUCAGCUUAGAAACAGAACGCAACGAUCUGGUGAAUCCAUUCAGCAGCUGGCACAAGAUAUCGAACGGUUGACAUUGCUGUCAUAUCUGACAUCAGACCCCGAGCAUAGAGACGAAACUGCCCUGGAUACGUUUAUCAAAGCCCUUCGUGAUUCGGAACUCAAGCAAUCCCUUCUCUUGUCAGAUAAACGAAAACUCAAGGAUGCCGUUGCGCACAGUCUCACUUUUGAAUCGGCAAAGCAAGCAUCAAAAAGUGACGUACGUCUACGCCAAGUAGAUGAAGAAUGCCCUUGCCAGAAGGUGGUUGUGAAACGCGAACCUCACAGCAUGGGGUACCCCAAUGCUGGAUUUGUGGUGAAAAAGGCCAUCUACGUCGUGAUUGUAAACACCGCCUAA